AUGUCAGAAGCACUGGAUCUCGUUCGCGUACCGGCUGCAAAAACUGCAAUUGGUUCCGAGGAUCGAAUGCAACGUCAACUGAGAAAUUUACACUUCCGUGUCAACACUAAACAAGUCUUCGGAACUGACAGAAACUUCAAACGUAGGAUUCGAGGUGUAAAAUGCGAUGGAGCAAAGCCGGGCUGUCAGAGAUGCAAGAAAUUUGGCUGUAUGUGUGAUGGAUAUGAUGAACGCAAGAGCUUUAGUUUUCAGCCACCAACGAAUCCAAGGAGAGUUUUUCCUCGAACAGAGACUAAGCAGUCAUCACAAAGAAUAUUGGUACCCAAGUCUCUACCAUUUUCAUUUCGAAUUACACUCCUUGGAGAGCAAGAAGCAAUAUACUCUCAAAUAUUUCAAUGCGAAACUAUAAAUUGCCUUGCGGAUGGCCGCAAAUCACCACUUUGGUAUGAAAUAGUGAGGCAUGCGUGUCUGGAAGAACCAUCUAUCUUUCAUUGCGCCAUAGCCAUCGCUGCUCUGGAUAGAGCAUGUAAAUUUAGGUCUUCAAAUUCCUCCUCGGACGUUGACUUUCAUCAUCGUCAUGCACUUCAACAAUACGAAAAGGCUCUCAAAGAAUUACAGAAAGCGAGUCUUGUAUUCGCACUACCCUCACCUCCCCUCACCUCCCCUCUACUCAUGUUUUCUUUUCAAAUUUUUCAUGGGGAUGUUCGACUUGCCAUGAGAAAUGUCAGAACGACAAUAGAUCUCAUGUACAAUUGGAUCUCCAGCCAGACGGAUACUACUACCCAUAUUGAUUUUAGUCCCGCACCGCAUAUCCUCGAGCAUGAAGUAGUUGGACCAUUUGCUCGUCUUGAUGCGCAUCCCGCAAAUGCAUGUAUAACUUGGGUCAUUCUAACCCGACCUUCAUCUUCUAUACUAUUCGAAUAG
Botrytis porri is the source of this 924-nucleotide messenger RNA. RefSeq lists its product as uncharacterized. The transcript has 3 exons. NCBI's taxonomy places the organism in Eukaryota, Fungi, Ascomycota, Leotiomycetes, Helotiales, Sclerotiniaceae. The record is from RefSeq and is a predicted model, not a curated record. The coding region runs from base 1 to 924 and encodes 307 amino acids. Gene Ontology annotation, molecular function: zinc ion binding; DNA-binding transcription factor activity, RNA polymerase II-specific. Gene Ontology annotation, biological process: regulation of DNA-templated transcription.